Molecule: messenger RNA, 2499 nt
Organism: Dreissena polymorpha
Lineage: Eukaryota; Metazoa; Mollusca; Bivalvia; Myida; Dreissenidae
Exons: 3
Coding region: 1-2499 (832 amino acids)
Source: RefSeq, a predicted model, not a curated record
AUGUCGGAUCUUUGUUUAGAUCGUAAGAACAUCGUAAGUGAACAUGAAGAAGCUAUUGAAUGUGAUUUAUGUCACAAGUGGCAGCACCACACAUGUGGAACUGUGCAAAAGGGAGGCGUCCCAGGGUUCUCUGGAUGUGUGGAACAUACAAGUGCCCUCAGUCAGAUCAUCGGGGAAGCAAAGGUUAACCAAAAAGACCUCACUGUUGUCUGGCUUGACCUUGCCAAUGCGUAUGGCUCCAUACCACACAGGCUAAUUGAGACCGCACUGAAGCACUACCACAUCCCAGACCAUGUGCAACAGAUUAUCAAUGGAUACUUCAGUAACAUACAACUACGGUUUGCUGUAGGAGAACAGUCAACACCUUGGAUAAGGCUCGAGAAAGGAAUAGUAACAGGCUGCACUAUUUCAGUCGUGUUAUUCGUGAUGGGAAUGAACUUAAUUAUCAAUGCCGCAAAGAGGGAAACCAGAGGACCAAAGACAACCUCUGGGAUAUACCUCCCAUCCAAUAGAGGUUUUAUGGAUGACCUCACCGUAACUACAACGACACACGUGCAAGCUCGUUGGGCUCUUAGAGCAUUGGAUGAGACAGUGACUUGGGCAAGAAUGAAGUUCAAACCAAAGAAAUCGAGGAGCUUGGUAAUCAAGAAGGGAAAGGUUACUCAAAGGUUCACCCUCCAGGUACAGAGCGAAGACAUACCAUCCAUAGUAGACAAUCCUAUCAAAUGCCUAGGAAAAUGGUACGAUGUCAGCCUUAACGACACAAGCAGCACAAACCGCACCAAGAACCAACUCCAAGAAGGUCUAAAGCAGAUAGACCAGACUUCACUUCCUGGGAAAUUCAAGGCAUGGCUAUACCAACAUGGAUUGUUACCAAGACUCAUAUGGCCUCUAAUGCUGUAUGAGAUAGCAGUUUCUACUGUGGAAGGCUUUGAAAGAACCAUCAACAGAUACCUCCGUAGAUGGCUAGGGGUCCCACCAAGUUUCACCAGCAUCGGACUGUAUGGGAGGACCAACCAGCUCCAACUCCCAAUAUCAUCAGUUGUUGAGGAGUACAAAGUUGCUAAGGCCAUGAUGGUGGUGACACUGAAAGAAUCUUCUGAUGACCUGAUCAGGAUGGCAGGCAUAGAGACUAGAACCGGAAGGAAGUGGUCAGCAAGCCAGGCGGUGUCCCAAGCUGAAAGUAUACUGAGACACAAAGACAUCGUCGGAACUACUACGGAGGGCAGACAAGGGCUUGGUAUGAUAAAACCACAGCGAUGGAGUACGGCAGAUAAAAGGGAGAGGAGUCAGAUGGUGCAGACGGAAAUCAGGGCGAGCGAAGAGGAGAGCAGAAGAGCCCGUUCAGUUGAAAUGGGUGGACAAUGUGCCUGGAACAAAUGGACAACAACAGAUAGGAAGUUGACUUGGGCAGACAUCUGGCAGUAUGAGCCGCUAAGACUCAAAUUCCUGUUAAGGUCAGUUUACGACCUGCUGCCAUCCCCAACCAACCUCCACAGAUGGGGUCUAGUGGAAGACCCAAGUUGCAGUCUUUGUAACAAGCCAGGCACCAUGGAACACAUCCUGUCAUCAUGUCAGACUUCGCUGACACAGGGCCGCUACAGAUGGAGACACGAUGCUGUCCUUAGGGAGCUAGCAGAUGUACUUGAGCGCGAGAGAAGGAAGAAAAGAACAGCAAAGAAAACAGCAUCUACAAAGAUCAACUUUGUCAAGGCAGGGGAAACAACCACAAAGCAAGCUCCUAGAAACACGUCGAUCUUAGAUGAAUCAGACCAAUGGGAGAUGAAAGUCGACUUAGGGAAGAAGCUGGUCUUUCCCGAGAUCGUCCAAACUACACUGAGGCCUGACAUAGUGAUAUGGUCCACCAAACACAAGAAGCUGGUGACCAUUGAACUCACCGUCCCAUGGGAAUCAAUGUGCGACAUGGCAUAUGAGCGGAAGAAAGCCAAAUACACUGAUCUCUUAGACCAGUGCAGUUCCCGCGGUUGGAAAACAUGGCUGUUCCCGAUCGAAAUUGGCGCUAGAGGCUUUCCCGCACAAUCACUGUGGAGGAUGCUAAGUGCCCUAGGAAUCAGGGGAGGAGAGAGAAAGAGAGCUUUUGGGAGACUAGGUCAAGCAGCAGAGAGAGCGUCCAGCAGACUUGGUGUGGUAGAGGCCUUGAAGAAUGUCCGCCAUGUGAAGGACAUCCUGCAAAACAAGCGUGACUCUAUUGACACAUAUCAUGGCUGUCUGUAUGAGGAGGCUGUGGCUGUAGCCAAAGCUGUCGGAGUGGACCCUUCAAUCCCAAGGCGAUGUGGCAGACAGACACAACGAAACAACAUCCCAGCAGACACUCCAGAAACAUACUACAAGAGGGUUUUAACCAUUCCAUUCCUGGACCACCUGCUGCAGCAGUUUAGUGAGCGUUUCACAACGCUUCAUGAGAGGGCUUCUUCUGCACUCCUCCUUAUUCCAUCAGUAAGACAGGACCGGACAACACCAGUCUGGAGUACUACUUAG